Messenger RNA from Vicia villosa (hairy vetch), 1226 nucleotides. RefSeq lists its product as uncharacterized. The transcript is spliced from 10 exons. Gene Ontology annotation, cellular component: mitochondrion. Bases 167 to 1039 code for a protein of 290 amino acids. Gene Ontology annotation, molecular function: protein-containing complex binding. NCBI's taxonomy places the organism in Eukaryota, Viridiplantae, Streptophyta, Magnoliopsida, Fabales, Fabaceae. The record is from RefSeq and is a predicted model, not a curated record.
CCACAUAUGGUGAAUGAGGUGUAAGCAAGUAUUGUCGCCAUGUGUAUGCUUUUCCUCUUCCUUGCCCAAACUUACAUACUCAACACCGAGAAUUUGAUUCUGAAAGAUUCGUUAACAAAAUCACGAAACACAACAGAGAAAAAUCUGAAUUCGAUCCAAUCAUCCAAUGAAGACAAUUAUCUCGCGCUUGAUCCAUUCCUCUCCUUCCUCCAUUUCCAAACUCAAUGCAUUUGCUGUGUCGAUUAACGGGAGAAAUUUGUCUACGGACUCUACGAAGAUUGAUGAGCCGUUUAAAGUUGAUGAAGCUGGGACUGUAAAUGUGCCACCACCUCAACCCCCAACAGAGAAGUUGCUUGUGUUGGGAGGCAAUGGUUUUGUUGGAUCUCAUGUCUGUAGAGAAGCCUUAAAUCGCGGUGUGCCUGUUGCGAGUAUUAGUAGGUCUGGCAGGUCAUCCGUUCACGACUCAUGGGCUAGCAAUGUCAUAUGGUAUAAAGGGAAUCUCCUUUCCCCCGAGUCAUUGAAAGAGGCUCUGAAUGGGGUCACUACUGUUAUCUCAUGUGUUGGUGGUUUUGGCUCCAACGCAACCAUGUACAAAAUUAAUGGGACUGCUAACAUCAAUGCAAUUAGAGCAGCUUCAGAUGAAGGUAUUAAAAGAUUUGUCUAUAUCUCUGCUGCCGACUUUGGUGUUGUAAAUUACUUGCUGCAGGGGUAUUAUGAAGGAAAGAGAGCGGCUGAAACAGAGCUUUUGACUAGAUUUCCAUAUGGAGGAAUAAUUCUGAGGCCAGGGUUUAUUUAUGGGACUCGAAAUGUUGGGAGUAUGAAGAUACCUCUUGGCAUAGUUGGAUCACCGAUGGAGAUGGUUUUUCAACAUACCAGAGCAUUGACCCAGAUCCCACUUGUUGGGCCUCUAUUGACACCUCCUGUCAAUGUUACUGCGGUGGCUAAAGUUGCUGUUAGAGCUGCUAUUGAUCCUGUUUUUCCGCCUGGGGUCAUAGAUGUCUAUGGAAUCCAACGUUACAGUCAGAAUAAAUCAAAGUAGAAUUAGCUUUAUUUGGUUUUCUGGUAAAAUCUGACAGGAGAAAAUUUAUAUACGAAAUACCCGUUCUAUGAUAGUUAAACUGAGAAUAUUUCUGAGAGAAUAAUGUCUGAAAGUGCAUGCAUGUAACCACAGAUCAUUCCUUCACAUUUCCACAAUAUUUAUGUCAAAUUCUUUUUGAUGGAUUUUA